AGCCACCAGAGGAUGUUUUGGGUAGCAAAGAUGCUUGCUCUGGCUUUGAGUAGUUUCCUAGGAAGGGCAAGGGGCUUUGACAUUGGAUUAUCCACCAAAUGUGUGGCCAUACCUCAGGAGAUGGCUAUGUGCCAAAAGGUUGGCUAUUCCGAAAUGAGGCUUCCCAACCUGCUGGGCCACACGAGCCUGGAGGAGGUGGUGCUGAGGGCUACGGCCUGGCAGCGCCUGGCGCGCACUGACUGCCACCCUCUCGUGAGGACCUUCCUCUGCUCCCUCUUUGCUCCUGUCUGUCUGGACACGUUCAUCCAGCCCUGCAGGAGCGUGUGCGCCGCGGUGCGGGAGCGCUGCGCCCCGCUGCUCGCCUGCCACGGGCGCCGCUGGCCCCGCGCCCUCGACUGCGAGCGCUUCCCCGCCGGCGAGGACAGGUGCCUGGCAUCGCUCGCCAAGGAGCACGGGCACCCGCACAAAGUGCUGCCAAAACCUGCAUGCCAGAGCUGCCCGGCAGUGGAGGAAUUCUUUAUGCACAAAAGAGCACUUGAAGUUUUCUGUGACAAUAACUUUGCAGUGAAAGUAAAGCUGUCCAAAAAGAGAACAGUCCUUGGUCACCAAGAUUUUAACUUUGAUUGUCAAGUGGAAUUCAUUAUCCAGGGCUCCCUUCUGCCUUAUGAAAUGCAGAAUAUGAUACAACAGUGGCUGCUUAUCAAUGAAAACUGCACGGAGAGGAUGUCGCAGCCCCAUCGUCCCAUGGUGUAUCUCCUUGUGGGGAACAUUGAAGAUGGUGUCAUUUUAGUAAAUAACAUUUAUCGUUGGCAUAAGAGGGACUCCCAGCUGACUUUGGCCACUCAGAAGUGGAGAUACCACAAAUGCUUGUAAAUAUUUAUCUUAUUAUCUGUAAAAAAGAUUAUUACACUUCUCAUACCUAUCUUGUAAAUAGAAAUGUACUAUAAGUGGAAUGUAAAGUCUUCUUUUCCUUUUAAAAUGUAUUAUAAGCUGAACUCAACUCCAUGUAAACAGACCCGUUUUCUCUGAUGUUCUAUUUGUGCACAUCAAGUUUGAACUCAGAUCAAUCAGAAAAAUGUUUUAUAUUUCAAAACUGUUUUAACAUAUGUAAAUAUGUAAAUGUUUAAGAUGAAUGCCACGUACAUUUAAUGUAGCUUUCUGAACUGUCCAUCCUGCCCUUUCCUUGGAGUCAUCUACGUUUUUCCUUAGUGUUUACUGCAUCCACUUCAUGUUUUCCCAUUAGAACACUGUAAAAGAAGGCAGCCCUCUGCCGGCCACUUCUGCAGGAAUCAGAAUAAACAGGAAUAAGUAACUGUAAACACACCCUGCUUGACCCUAACCACAGGAAGAUUUGGUUGUUUGGUGUCACUUUGCAGUGACAGUGUUGACACUAUCUCAGAGAUAAUGUGACAGCAUAGGCUAAGCGCAUUCUUGAAUUUUUUUUUCCCCAGGAGUGACCAUCCUGACCUUACAUGAUUCAUCUGGACUCUCAUCAGGCUCCUCUAAUGAAUUGUCCAUUUUCAUUUUC
Molecule: messenger RNA, 1528 nt
Organism: Nothoprocta perdicaria
Lineage: Eukaryota; Metazoa; Chordata; Aves; Tinamiformes; Tinamidae
Product: secreted frizzled-related protein 2-like
Exons: 4
Coding region: 13-873 (286 amino acids)
Biological process (GO): canonical Wnt signaling pathway; non-canonical Wnt signaling pathway; negative regulation of canonical Wnt signaling pathway
Molecular function (GO): Wnt-protein binding
Source: RefSeq, a predicted model, not a curated record